This is a messenger RNA of Fusarium falciforme, 528 nucleotides long. RefSeq lists its product as hypothetical. The transcript has a single exon. The record is from RefSeq and is a predicted model, not a curated record. The coding region runs from base 1 to 528 and encodes 175 amino acids. NCBI's taxonomy places the organism in Eukaryota, Fungi, Ascomycota, Sordariomycetes, Hypocreales, Nectriaceae.
AUGCGACGGGUCUACCGCCACCAUGACCCUGAGGCCUGGGCCCGCUCAUCCUCGCCUUCUGAAGCUGUGAUCACGGCUGUGUUUGACGAGUUCUCCGUCUACGAGAACGAGGGAAAGAAUUAUACGUACUCUGAGCACUGCGAAAUGAGCGGGACUGUUGCUCAGGCCGGCACUGUUAUCGACGAAGGCGCUAUUGAAGACCCAGUCACAGAGACUUUAACCCACGAACCUGGGAGAGACAACGAGGAGUUUACAUUUACUCCAUACCCUGUUACUAUCACCCAGGGUCUGGAUCUACUUGUAGUUGCAGAGUCGUCAUCGUAUAAGAGUACUGAGACAGCCGGUACUGACGACGACGCGCCUGGGGCCACGACGAGCGAGCCAACUCUUACGAGGGGCUCUACAAGUGAGACUAAGGCUUCUGGAAGUGCGGCAGCUCGGGAAGAGACUUCGGCCGGACCCUCACGCAUUCCUUGCAUCCUUGCUGCGAUAGCUGCGGUUUUUAUCGCGAGUACCAUGCUGGUCUGA